Linum trigynum is the source of this 1528-nucleotide messenger RNA. The record is from the annotation of a GenBank genome assembly. Lineage: Eukaryota; Viridiplantae; Streptophyta; Magnoliopsida; Malpighiales; Linaceae.
UGCUAGUUAGAUCUAAUACUAGUGAUAAUAAAUCUGGAAUGAGAUGAAUUUUUACAAUAGGUGGUAGGGUUGUUUCUUGGGCUUAAAAAAAACAAAUAUUCUUUAACUUUAUUUAAGGAGUUUUCGCUUAUACAUCAGGUUUAUGGUUGAAGGUUUUUCUUUGAUAAAUAUAGUGACCGGUCGGUUUAGACAGUUAUCGAUAUACCUAUUUACUAGUAACAAACAGUAAAAUCGUAAGUUAUUGUUCUCACUUCUUUCUUUCAUCCAUCAUACAUCUCUCCGCAUAUUUUUUCCGUCUCCAAGAUCAUUCCUUUGCCUAAAAACCCACUCCCUCAUUUUUGUUAAUGAAGCUUCCAUCGUUUUCUUUAAUUCUAAAACAAAAACAAAAAUUCCCUUGAAUUUCCCUCUCUCGUCCAAUCUUCUCUAUCUUAUUGAUCAAUCUCUCUUAAUUAUCUCUGCCUGCCUGGUGAUCAUAACCCUUUCCCUCCAAACUCUUAGCGAUUGGUCGAGAUUUAGAAAUUUUUGUGUAUUUUGUUUUUUUGUCGGAGCUUCCAUCUAAGCACCUCUAUGUUUCUUCUAUCCCUCUUUUCAUUGAGAAGCACGUUAUCCCUGCUACCUUAAUUGUUUCAUCUUUGCAAGUGGAAGAAGAAACCCUCCCCAGCCCCCUGCCCACUCCUCUCCCAUGGCUAAGGCAGCAGGAGCACAGGCAUCAGAGGCAGGGAAGGACGAAGGAGCACCGUUGCCAAAAUUCGGGGAGUGGGAUGUGAAUAACCCAGCCUCAGCUGAAGGCUUCACAGUCAUAUUCAACAAGGCAAGAAACGAGAAGAAGACAAAAGCUGGUCCUGUCAAAAUUAAUUCCCAAAAUGCUAACAAUAAUGAAUCUCCUACAUUCAACAAAAAUCAACCUUAUCAACCUCCCGAAUCUUCUCGCAAGAACAAGUGGCUUUGCUGUGGUUGAGAAAUAUGCUUGCAGUUCAAGCAUGGUAUGCGGAUCAGAGCUCAGAAGUGAAUGUAUAGAAGCUGUACACGUACGAAGCAGUUAGGUCAACUAAUUAAUUCGUGAAUGAGUCAGGGACAUAUAGCUGUACGUUGCAGCCUUGCAGGGUUUGCAAAUUUUGACAAUAUGGGUGGAGAAGGGGAACCGUUCAUUAUUAUAGACCACUCUCCAUUAAUCUCUCUGGUUUCUUGUCCAAAUUAAAUUUAAUAUUCUGAAACCAUUUGAUCUCUUGCAGUAACUUUUCUUCAGGCAAUUUCCUUUGGAUAUGCAGCAUUCAGAAUCCUAUGGAGUAGUCUACUUUAUUUUGUUUCUGAUAAUUUUGUGUUGUAAGGGUGAAGAUGCAUGUGCAUGGUUAAUUUGAAGUAGCUAGGAAGAAUGAGUAGUGUAUCCUAAAGUACCUAUUUUGCUAAAGUGCUCAUAGUCAAAUUUGUGAGAAAAUCAAGGUGAUGAAAUUGGUUUUAAACAAGAGAUUUGAGAUUUAUUGGUUUAACUAGAUUAUAUGAAAACAAAUAAUAAUUUAAGAUUUAAUGA